This is a messenger RNA of Didymodactylos carnosus, 1351 nucleotides long. The record is from the annotation of a GenBank genome assembly. NCBI's taxonomy places the organism in Eukaryota, Metazoa, Rotifera, Eurotatoria, Philodinida, Philodinidae.
CCAGAGAUAAAAGUUUUAUAUUGAAAAGUAGCCCUUGACCAAGGGCAGUGCGAAGAUAUAAAAGCAAGAUGCAAGUACCUCAGAAAUCGGAGAACAUAAAAAUCCGAAAAUCUUUCAACCAUUUUUUCAAAACUGGGUGGGAACUCUCCCCUCCUCCUUCGGUCUCGCCGACCUCCUCUUGACCUUCCCCUGGACCCAAGGGUGUGCCAUGCAAAUUUUGGCUGCUUUAGCUCUUACAGGGACUGAAUGCAUAGAGAACAAACAAACAUACAAACAAACUUUCUUCUUUAUAUAUAUAUAUAGAUAUAGAUAUAGAUAUAGAUAGAUAUAGAUAGAUGCACAUCAAUCGUUUUAAUUAUUACUGUGGAUCGGUUUUUAAAAAAAUUUCUCUAUCACGAUACAAUUCCAGUAUCAUAUUCUUAUGUAGAAGAAGUCGUGUGUAACAAUCUAUAGUCCCCAAAUUUGGAUUGAUACUAACUAUUUAAAUUGUAGUAUCUUCUAGAUCAACAUGAACUAAAAAGAGAUAUUGCAUUAAAAGAAAGCUCGAAGUUUCAAUUAUCGAAUCGUUGUUAAUCAGGCUCUAGAGGUAAUUAGCUUAAAAAUAUCUCAUUUUGAUCCUUCCCGCCUUACCAUACAAUUUUGAGCUCAAUAUCGUUUAAACUCAGUGAACUAAUUCAGACACCAUCAACUGCAAUCGGAAUCUAAUUAUUUCCCUUUGUUUUCAACAUUAAUAACUCGAACAGCAACAGAAUUAAUUGCACUCAUUGACUCUUUACCCUCUGUGCCUUCUUCAACAACAAUAACGACUACCACCAUACCAUCGUUACAACAACAACAAUUAGAACUUUUAGAAGCCGAGAAUCAUUUGGCAACAAAAAAAUUAGAAGAAACAACGCAAUUAGCGGAAUAUUUAUUAGAAAAAGUGCAAACAUGCCUUCAAUCAUUAUCACAUGGAAUACUCGACGAAAGAAAAAAAUAUCAAGACACAGAGAAAUAUGUAAUGUCACCAACUGCAAAAAUGUACGUUUACUCAGGCAGACCAAAUCCAAAAUGGUCAAUAACAUCCGACGACUGGCAACAUUUAAAUAAGAUCAUUAAUUCUUUACAAAAGAUUUACAAGGAUGAAGUAUUGGGUUCAUAUACGUUUCCUUCUUCAUUAGGAUACGGUGGUUUUCACGCUGAAUUCGAUAUUGUAUCCAGUUAUCCUGAUGUUUAUUACGUUGCAAAAGAUAAAUAUGUUGUACUUUCAAAUCCUGGUGGACAUGUAAUUUAUAACGAUCCAACCAAACUUGUAGAACGUUGGUUUAUGAAUAAUGCCAAGACAAAUAAUAUUGAUCUUCCAUUAGUGUAG